AUGGGAUUCUCUGGCCUUCCCCGAAGAAAAUAUGCGCAACAAGAGAAGCACGGAGGACGUAAGUCCUACCUCUACUACGCUGAGCGUCGGAAGCUGCACCUCGAAAGAGGGCCAACACUGCCCGAGUAUGCAUCUAACACAAACAUCUCAGCGGCCUCGGUCAGGGGGAAAUGGAGUCGGUUCUGCUCCCAAGCUUGCCAGGACCCAGAUACCCUUCUUAAGAAUCUUACAGCUCCAGAUGUUAAGUCCUGGUUUGACUGGAUUGAGGAAAACUUCUCGGGCUCUAUCAAAGCCCACAGUGCACUUGCAAACUAUUGGAGAACUCUGAAAAGACUUUAUUUCAUUAAGAACCACCAGGAGAUGGAGCCGAACAUGCAGACAGACUGCCGUAAUUAUAUGAACGUUGUGAGUAGGCGGAUGGGCUUGCGCAGACACCCUCUGCCCAAGCCCACAGCAGCAUCAGAUGACCUUCUACAUUUUCUUGUCACUCACAUGGCCCAUUGCGACUCGGUGUUUGCCGAUGAGAAGCAACGAUUAUAUGUCUUAGCUGGUCUCAAUUUAUCGAGCAUUUCCGCCUGCCGAGCAGUAUCAUUGUUUGACACAAGACAUACUGUUAACCUUCAACCUGAUGGACGCCCCCUCGAAACCUCUGGACCCAAGAACCCCAGUAAUCGUACGAAAUGCGAGAGCUCGUUUAAGAAGUCGGAGGACGAGGCGCCCUCUGGGGGUUCCAGCCAUACAACGGGUAAAGACACUGAGAUGAGCGAGCUAGAAGAAACCGAUCUGGAUGACAUUUUCAGCCACCACUCCGAUCUGGAAACUGCGAGCGACGUCGACUGCGAUUCAGACGCAUCUAGCGUUACGGAUGACGGGUAUCUCGAGGGCGACGAAGAGACCAACACUAUCCUUUGGAGACAUAUUGAAUUCUAUAUUGUCCGCAAUCCGACUCCCGGUGAACGCCAUAUCCUCGCCGCUAUCAUAACGCUGCUUCACACGAAAGGGGAGGACCGAAAGCCGAGAAUCAAGAGGUUUGUGAUCGAACAUGAGGAAAACCUGAUAUUCGACCUAUUAGGUCAGCUGAUGGCGUUGGCUAUUGACGAUGAUAUAUUCGUCGCGACAAUGAAGGACGUGGCGGAUAUCUACACUGUGCCCAUCCCUGCCCACCGGAGAGGUAUUCAGAUGAAAAUAAAGAGAGACAAACUGGACAUCCCAAUAUUUCGGGAGCCCGAGCAUACCGCAGAAGGCUAUCGAACAUCUGAUAGUCAACCACUUAAGUCGCGGACAUGGAGUCGCAAUCUUAAACGACUUGGAAUUCGGGCUGGUCAGGCGCAAAAUCUGACGCAGAAAGUGCUUCGCCGGGGUGGAAUCAACGCGAUCAACAACCAAGCCCCAUCGUCUGUUCGUGAUCAAGUUGCGGAUCAUGAAUCUAAUGCUGUGAAAUAUUACCUCAAUGAGGUGGUGGACUUUGACACCGCAGCAGCAUUUCACAAGCGACCAUCGAACGAAAUUGUGCAGCGGGAACUUCGCUCGGCAACACUUUUGGCGGACCAUACCGCUCCAAUCGGCCUCACGGAUGCACAGUCUCGGAAAAUAUCCCGGGAUCCGGAAGUACGGCGCUUGAGAAGGAUUUCCCGGGGGCUCACAGCGAGAAUCCGUGCGAUGGGCCUCACUAUCAAGGAUGCGGCAGGGACGGAGGCUGGUGAACAGAAAAGGCGAGCAGACGCGGAGCUGAACAGCAUGCUCACAUGUCUCCGAGACAAAGCCAAGGAGCGAAACCGAAAGAGACAUUUUAGGGAUACCGAUACGGCAAUAUUCAAUCAACAAUAUGAGGGCACUUCUGGAGCCGCAAGCGGCGACGGACAGAGCCAGCUGCCUCGCUAUUAUCAUAUCUCUGAACGGGCGGAGCUCGUCCGUCUUCUGUGCUACUCCGCGCUCGCGGAAACAACAGAGGAUGCCCACCAUCGUCGGCUCGAGUAUGUACGGCUUCUAGUCCGCUGGCAGCGUCGAAAGGAAAGCCCACGUCGAGGAAAGCAGGCAGCCGUCUCAAUACAACAAAUGCCGACCCCGACACCACCGAAGGCCGAAAUUAUACCCGAAAGAUAUGACCCCUUACAAUGUCCGUUCUGCCUCUCAGAUUUGCGUCUGCCCCAAGUUGACCGACAAAAACGGAAAUGCAAGACGAAUAAACUGUGGGACCACGUGGAGAAGAUUCACUGCCAGGAACUAGCUGCAUUUGACACUGGCAAUCGUCGCUGUGGGAUAUGCAGCAUACGAAACAUUGAUUUUCUGCCUUCCAGCAGGAAUGAGUUCAAAAACCAUACCCAGACGGUUCACGGAAUCAGACUACGUCCCUGA
This is a messenger RNA of Aspergillus luchuensis, 2355 nucleotides long. RefSeq lists its product as uncharacterized. Bases 1 to 2355 code for a protein of 784 amino acids. The record is from RefSeq and is a predicted model, not a curated record. Lineage: Eukaryota; Fungi; Ascomycota; Eurotiomycetes; Eurotiales; Aspergillaceae. The transcript is spliced from 5 exons.